Fusarium musae is the source of this 1494-nucleotide messenger RNA. RefSeq lists its product as uncharacterized. The coding region runs from base 1 to 1494 and encodes 497 amino acids. The transcript has 3 exons. NCBI's taxonomy places the organism in Eukaryota, Fungi, Ascomycota, Sordariomycetes, Hypocreales, Nectriaceae. Gene Ontology annotation, molecular function: oxidoreductase activity; molybdenum ion binding. Gene Ontology annotation, cellular component: mitochondrion. The record is from RefSeq and is a predicted model, not a curated record.
AUGCAGCCCGAUAUUCCUUACCGACAAACCCAUCUACAGGCUCCAGAUGAGUGGAAGCUAGAACAAGGCCUCGAACCCGCUCGUCUCGGCAUCCGAAACCAGAGCAGUAUCCAGAUCAACACAGAGCCUCAUCGACUCAAUCCAAGUGACCACGAAGAACUCAAGGGUACUGAUAUCUCUGAGGAUCCGGAUCUCGACGUUCAAGAUGAGCGACCUGGUUGGAAAGGUUAUGUCGAGUGGGAAGAUUACCCUGAGAAGAAAGCCAAGGCUCACCAGCGCUUUUCGCGCUUCACGUUUCCCCCUCCACCUGAGUUCCAGUUGGAGCCUCUUCCGGCAACGAACCCCGUUCUCGAGGGUAAGAGAUGGAAGUUGUGGCAUAAAGCUAUUGGUGGAGUUUUGGAUCAGGUGCCGCAGAUCAGUUGGGAGACUGUUCUCAAGGAAAAACACCCGGAAAUGCUUCAUCUCCUCGAAUUUCCUUACAACGGAGAAGCGCCCAAAAGCCUUCUGACCAAAGACUACAUCAUGCCAAACGAACUUCAUUUCGUUCGUAAUCACGGCGGCAUUCCGGACAUUGAAGCAAGCGCCUACGACAUCCGUCUCGAUGGGCUCGUCAACGACCCCAAGACACUCACCCUCGCAGACUUACAAAACGAAUCCCUCUUUCCAAAAGUUAGCAAGCUCGUAACUAUUCAGUGCAGCGGUACUCGUCGCUUGGAGCAAAUCGUCGAGUAUCCCGGUGAAGGCGACGAAAUGAUCAACGCCCCCUGGGCCGAAGGUGCUAUAGGUACAGCGAAGUGGACAGGCGUCAGUCUCAAGAAAGUCAUCAAGUACUGCGGCGGUCUCAAAGAUGGUGCCAAGAAUCUUGAACUCUACGGCGCGGAUACGUAUUUUAAAGGAGGACAGUGCAUGAACUACGUCGUGUCUGUGCCGUGGUCAAAGGUCAAGGCGAACGAGAUCAUGUUGGCUUGGGAGAUGAAUGACAGGCCAUUACCGAAGAUUCAUGGUUUUCCGUUACGGGCUGUUGUUCUUGGGUAUAUUGGGGCGAGGAGUUGCUGGGCCUACUCAGGCGGAGGCCGCUGGCCCGAACGUGUAGAAAUCUCCUCCGACGGCGGCUACGUAUGGUACGCCGUCCCCAUCGAGAACCUCUCCCCAAAGCACAAGUUCGCCUGGCGCACCUUCACCGGCAAAGUCCCCUGCGACCACGAAGGCUGGACCGAACUCGUUGUUCGCUGCUGGGACAACAGUCUGAACACGCAACCAAUGGAAGUUCGACAUAGCUGGAACUGGAGCUUGCAUGUGACGAGUAGUUGUCACAGAGUCAAAAUUUACAGUGUCAAUGCGAAGAGAGAGGCUACGAGGAAGAGAUUGAGGGAGUUUGAUGAGCAUGGGCAGGGGUUUACGCCUAUUACUAGACCGACGGAUUUUGUGCCCAUGCGUUUGGAGGAGUAUGAGAAGGAGGUUGCAAUUGUUGAACCGAGGGAUGUUGAUGAUUAG